Amoebophrya sp. A25 is the source of this 17781-nucleotide messenger RNA. Lineage: Eukaryota; Dinophyceae; Syndiniales; Amoebophryaceae. The record is from the annotation of a GenBank genome assembly.
AUGAGCAUGAGACAGAAAAAACAGACACACGCGGGACAUCAGGCGGAAGACUCGGAGCCCAGUACCAAGGAGGCCCGCGCCUACGAUGACGAGGACGGAAGCACACUAUCAGACUCCGUGUGGGUUUCAGCGGAAGAAGAACUUACUGCUCCUGGUGGGUUAGAAGGAUCGAAGAAACGGGGGAACGAGUGCUGGCGGCCACAAUUCGCGGGCGGCCGCACUCUUGCAAUGGACCUAAUUCCGAAGAAGCACGCGAUCGCCCCCGGGAGUGUGGUAGACGCCGUUUUCCGCCAGGCGCCAAUGAGCUUUUGUCACCUCGUUCUUCACCCUGGCGGAAUAUAUAAAGGAGCAGAAAGCAGUGCCCCGCCCCUCGUGGGCGCGCUUCCGUCUGAGUUAGUGGGGGGCCCGGAGCUGCUGCUGGACGUUUUACAGAAUGGACGCAUCAAAGAGGCGCAAGGCGUCAUCGUCCGGGCGAUUCUUGGGCACCCGCAUUUCGAUGCGGCCGAUUUCUUCUCCCGUGUUUCGAUUGCUAGCGCGUCUACCCGUUCCGGGCACAGAGAUCGGCUGGCCAGUAAACAAGUCAUGCUGGAAAAGGUCCUCGAGGUGUGGCCUAUAUUCGACGACAACGGCGAAGCGGAGCUCUUGCUCGGCGUUCUUGGUGGAAAAUUUGGGGAAGUCCCUCCGUCUGCUCUCAACUCGAGCAGAGUAGACCAGACCGCUUGCAGGGGCAUGGCAGGGGGGUACCAUUUUCUUUCGCCAUCGUUUGAUCUUCCUCGAAGGAGGUCCGUGCAACAAGAUGAGGAAGGCGACGACCGGAUCGACUACGACCUCGCAGUGCUGAAGCCCGUCCGGAGUCCUUUCAAGAUCGCACUCCUGUGCCAUUCGCCAUCCCUUUGUCUGCGCUUUUUGGACUGUUGCGGCCUCGCGCUCUAUGACGAGUACGCCGCGAGACAGAGCCAUCAGGCCGGCAGCGACAUCGACGAGGUCGUGGGUGCAACUACUUGUAACAAAGAGCUUGACGAGCAGCAGGCCUGCACUAUUUCGUCUCAAAAUGCAGGGACAUCUCCCAAAGACUACAACUUUGACGCCAAGUUGCAUCUAGAAAAAGUUCCGGCCGGAUUGAAUACCGUCCCGGCCUCGGACUACAUGGAGAUCGCCAUCCUAAAGCAGACAGAGGAAGUAUGUCUGCGACUAGCGGACAAAAUCGAGGAGAGCAAGGAAGCCCUGGCGGAGCUGCGGAUGGAUCCAACGCUCAUAACGUUGGCACGCAGGCAGGGCUUUUCGAGCGUGGUCUCGCGGCUGCAGUGCCUGGGCCUAAUCGAAGAAGCAGCGGAAGAGGACAGCGAGGCCGCAGGGGGUAGAGUCACGACGCCGAUGACGGGUUCAGGAGGCUUCUGUGCUGGUGGGCAACUCCGUGCGGGCGAGCAGGAUGCUGUCUGUGCGGACCCUCCUUGUCUUCCGCCUCCUACGCGCGCUCCCAUGGUAAUUGGGAAUGCUGCGUGGCUCGCGCAGGACGGCAGCGAGGACCUCUGUGUGGAGAUCGGCAACAUGCUCAGCGGAGAAGCGUUCGUCGCUGAACUGGCAAAGGAGUUUGUUACAGCCCGCCCAAAUGCUGGUGGCAACCGUACAGCGGUUUUCUCGCUGAUUAACCUCAAGCGUGCAGUUUUUGCUAAAGUUGUGGACGGGAAGCGUUUGCACUUCGGCGAGCUCGACGUGAGUAUGCGGCGGCAGGUCCUUGCAGAGAGCCUCAAAAGGUAUCGCGAUGCGCCUGUGCCGGCUCCCAAAACAAUGGAUGUCGCAAGCGGCUCGGCCUCCUCUGGGUCUGACUACGAGGAAGGCAAAAACGCCGGGUCCGCAGGUGAUGGCAGCGACGACAGCGACUCAGGCUCCUCUGACUCCUCUGACCGUCUUCCGCUCAUUAUCAAGGACCCGCCCUUUCUUCGUGGCGCCGGACGCUGUGUCACGCUUUUUUCCAGUCGGGAGGGCGAAGUCACUGACGACGGCGCAGUAGAAAUAGCGGACAGUUUUCGCCCGAGCAGUGCGGCCCGUGACAGCGAGGAGCCGCAGCUGGCUAUUGUGGCUCUGAGGAUGAUGUCAGAAGCACCGCGCCCGGCUUCGGGUUCGGACGAAAUUAUUUCUGACACGCCAAAGAGUUCGGAACAGAACACACUGCACUUUGCUUUGCGCAGCCGGUCUCUGCGGCAACUUCUGAUGAAUGAGACGCGCGCUGCUAGGUGGGGCGGAGGCGAGACUCCUGAGGAGGAUGACAAGAGGGGGGAGACGCUGGGCACGUAUCUCCUGUAUCUCGGAGUGGGGUCCUGUCUGCGCGUUCGUGGAGAGAAUGCCGACCGCAUGUACAUCAAGCACGGCGGCUUCUGGGAGCCAGGCAUUCCGGAAGGAAGGGAGGUCACUGCUUCUGUAAUCGACCUCGGCUACGCGCGCGACAUUGCGUCAGUGUUAUCGGUGAACGAUGUGGGGCCGAUCUUUUUCGAUCAUCUUGACUGGGUUUCUUCCAAACUUGACCACGGUUGCGACGGCCCGUGCUGCAUAGUGAGCUGCACGGAAACGUGGUUCAGGUGGCUUUGGGAUGAUGUCACAUGGGUGGCCUUGAUGCAGGCGUACUCGCGUGGGAUUCGUCCAAAGAGAAAGCUCGCGCCAGGAUACCAGGAAGCAGCAAGCAGAGUGCCUCAGUCCGUUUGGCUACAAGUCGGAGGCGAACGCGAGUUGCCCGUACUAGAGGGUGUUCUCGAUUGGGCGCCCGAAUAUUUUCGUCAUAUGGUAUUUGCGAACAACUCACUUGUCGAGGAGGUCCCAGCGGAAAUCGUGAACGAUACGAAAUUUCUUUUGCAGGUCCUACCCGAGUACGGCGAAAGCGGCCGCUGGACCGACGAUUGUUCAGCCAUGGCCCGCUCUGUGGUUUGUCACAAGGGCUUCAACGCUGCGGAGUUCUUGCUGCCGCAGGUGUUUUCAUUAUAUUUCAGUAGUUCGAGGAGCAGGAUAUAGAUGGCGACUUAACUACUCUUAAACCCCUAAUAGUAGGGUCUUCGAAUCUCGCGGGCAGAGUUCUUAACAGUGACACGCGCCUCCUGUGCAGAACAGCCGGGGAAAAGCACUCUAGCCAGCCUCGCGCCUGCUUGCGUGGUGCUUGCGAAUAGUGCCCAACCAAAGCCGCCUCGGCUGGCUGCAAAAUUCAGCGCCCCCGCGGAGUGCGCUCGCCCUUCCGUGUAGAAAUGAAGAGCGCACACCCGUGGGCUGUUCCUUCACUGCGUCCAGACUGAAUGCACCACGCCGCCCCGCUGUGGUGUGACUCCCCGCGACCACUCUCGCAGGAACGAGAGCCGACACGGGCGCCGGCCCCUCUCCUGGUACAAACACCGCCGCGCGUAUUAUUUCAGGGGCAAGCCUUUCAAAGCUUCCGUGGGUGACGGGGUCCUUCGUUUUGUGGUCAUGGGCUCGCCCACUCCGUCGCAGCGGCAUGGGGCCGCCCAGUCAGAGCGCACUCACAAAGCCGCCACGGCGCCGCCCCCGUGGGUGUCGGUCGAUGGUAGCAAACAGAGCGGGCGACGGCGUGCAUAGGUGGCGCGCCUCCGCUGCUUUUGUCGGGGUCUGAUGUGCGGGGCAUGUGAAACGCGUGAAGCAGCGGGGAGGGCCUAUGUUAAUAGUUUCGCUGGCUCACUCUUUCGGGGAGGUAACUGAGCGGGGCUACGCGAGGGGCUGCCGCUGCGGUGCCGUGAGGACGGUGCAUGGUGUAGUUGUGUGGCUUUUUGUUUCUGCGGGCAGGGCGGGCGCCUCGUCUUAAUGAAACUCGGCCGCCACCUGGCUGGGCUUGUGUGUAGUUGUGUCUCGGGUGUCUGUGGGGGUGUGGCUUGCGUUGGAUCGUUUGAAGGAGAGCGGAACCCGAAGCGGGUGCUGCCGGGUUUUGCAGGCUCGGGGUAAUACAUCGAGGGAGAACGUGGGCACCUUGGUUGGAACUACCUGGAGGCGGCUCUGGGGUGGGGGGCCAGCCUCUCACUCUCGCUUGUUGUGCUUUUUCUUUGUCGUUCCUCGUUUGGUCGAGUUCGGUUGGCUUCGCUUAUGCUUUUCCGUGGCGGGCGCGCGCCUGUUGCCUAUGGGGCAACGCAGUGCACCAGGGGACCCGCCAAAGCUUGCUACGGUGUAGCUUUUCUUGAAAAGCUAGGGGGUGCCCCUGGGUGGGCGGGCUGGUGUGCGUGCUAAGGGGUGGCGGGCUUUUGGGGGAUUAUAGUUGUAAACGUCGGGAGCCUUUUCGGAAACAUGGAUCGGAAGGCUUCGCCUGGUCAUCUCGGUCGCGGGUGCUCUUGGGCUGCUGUUGUGUGUCUUAGGUAAUGGCGCCGCUGUGCUUUUGGUUGGUGUGGGUCGGUUGCUUCUCGCAAGGUAGCGCCUUGUUUGCGUUGUCGUUCGUUGUUGGCGCUGGGUCGUGGGUGAACUCUCUUCCCCUGGCUAGGGCAGCUGCCUCCUUCGGUGGUGGACCUGCCCGCGGAGUUGAUUCUUUCUAAAGCCAUGAGAGCGCGCGGCGCUUUGCGGCUUCUUUGUGAUUUGGGGGGGGUGACUGCUUUGAGCGGCGUGCGGUGGUGUCGCCUUCUUGUUCCUUGGGGGCUUCGUCGAAGCCGAGGGAACUUGCUGGCGCUGGUGAUGCUUAUUGUUUCCCAACGAAGAGAAAGCAAGCCCAAGCAGGCGGGGGCCUCUGGGGUGUGUGCUGAUAGAUUAUAGCUGCUGACUUUUGUUUUGGUCUACUUCUUUCGGGUGUCGUCGGUGUCAUGUCUUUCAUUCGCAAGCAGCUCAGCGUGGGGGCACGCAGACGCAGGCCAGCGCGAGACCAUCAAAACGCAGGAGCGCCCAUGGGCGGCAGGGCAAUGGGUUCUGGCCUCGCGUCGUGGUUCGUUUUGCUUUUUGGUGUUUGUUUUAGAGCUCAUAUCCCUCACUGCUCUGGUGUUGGUUGGGCAACUUAUGGAGAACGAGGGAGAAGCCAAGCGGGGGGCACAGCUUGAACCCAGGCGCCGCCGCUAGGAGGGCGCCGCGCCUUCACUUUUGUGGGGCUUGUCGGCUCGUUCGCAUUGGAGAGCCGCUGCUCCGUCGAUCGCUCGUGGGUGUGCCCAGGGAAGGGCACAGGUGGCUGGCGCGUGGUCCGUCAGGUUUGCGCUGCGGCGUUCGGCUGCCUGGUAUCGCAGGUUCUGCAGCGGAGUGGGGCAACUUGUGUCGGGGCUUGGCUGGGCUUUCUUUCGGAGGUGGGGGGUGCGCUGUGUAGUGUUCUGCGGCUCAAAAUGGGAGGCGAGUGGCACUCACUGCCUUCCACCUUGGGCGUGGCCCAGUGCUUUCGUCUUCUGUGUUGCAUCAUUGGAGUGAGACAGGGUCGCCAAGUGUGGGGCUUCUCUUCUCUUUUCGUAGCUUGUUGGCUAUGGUAUUGCCAUCACCAUGGAGAUGGAGACACCCAGAAGGGGCUGCUGAUUGAAACGAUUGCGAAACACACGGCGCGGCGCGCUGGCUUGGGUGCGUGGUGUGUGUUCUGACUUGUGGCAGGCUGUCGGCCACUCUGCUUUUGUGAGCAACUUGCUUCCUUUAGGUGCGCUGGUUAUGUUGGCGGCCUGGUAGUCGGGUGCAGGUAGUUGGCAGCUGCUUGCCCAGGUUCAUUCUCAGACCUUGGCUGCCCUCCUCCGGGUAGGGUGCAGCAAAGUGAACCAGCGCAACAGGCAACAGGUGCGCAAAGAUGGGGCCACGCGCUUGCUCUGUUGGUUCUGUCUGUGGGUGUCCUCGGUUUGCGUGGGUGGGGUCGCUCUUUUUCGUGUGUGUCUCCUUCUCUGGCAGUAUGCAGAGCGACGGGAUAGGAACGGGGCGACAGGCAGCUCGCCUGGGUUUCUGCCUUCGUUCUAUAGGCGCGCGCACUGCGCGCGUGCUCCUGUUUUUCUGCCUGGUUUUUGCAGGCUUUUCUGUAAAAGAAAAAAAGAGGCGCGCGCAGCGCGCUUUUCUACUUUUUUUGGCUUUUCUCUAAGUGACAAAGGUAACGGGUGAAAGCUGUCCCCCUCUAGAUUCUUGUGGCGACUACCCUCCCCCUUAGAAAUUGCUUGGGUGUUCGGGGGGUCAAACUGCCCCAAUAUCGCGGGGGGGUUUCCACUGAAAACCCCCCCUGCGAUAAUUAGGCGGCUGGACCCCCCGAACACCCAAGCAAUUUCAAGGGCGGAGGGUAGUAGCGCCAAGAAUUCAGAGGGGGAAGGCCUUCGCGCGUCAAGCUUCUCACUUGGAAAAAACAGAAAAAAACUAGAGGGGUGCGCUGCGUGCGCUUGGUUUUUUUCUGCAUAUAAAACGGAGCCCGCAAAAAAAGCGCGCGGAAAAACCGAAGAUCGCGCUGCGCGCGCGGCUUGGUGUCGAAAAGACCAAGCAGGCGGGGGAGGUGUGUGCGGUUCUUUCUUUCUUUUGGUGUCUAUAGUAUGCCGUGCAUGCCUUUGCCCGCUUCUGUUUUUAAAAAUAACCGUCGAGCAACUUUUGCAGCAGGCCCCUGACACAAGCUGGCAGCUGGGGCCGCGAGUGUGGUCAUUUCGGUGAGAAAAAAAAAAGGCAGGGGGCAGGGGAGUGGCUUGUUUGUGGCCUUUGUUGGUAUCAGUUCCACGCGCUGAAGCGGAUGGCGCGCGCCGUGCUUGCUUCUGCAAAGAAAAAAGCAAACACAUGAACCGAAGGACCCGGCGCCGGCCCCUCGCUUUCGUGGCUUUCAUCUGGCUAAGGCAGUGACUUAGGAGCGAACGAGGGAGGCGCGUCGCAGCUUGGGCCACUCACGGCACUGGCUACUGAGAUUAAAAACGGGGCCCGGGGCUGCAGCACGUGGCUGCAGGUCUAGGGCUGCCGCAGGUGCUUGCUUUUUGCUUCGGGUCGUGCGUGGGAAGUAGUUAAUGGCGGGCGCUGUUUGUCUCGUAUUAGUUAUGGCUCGCAUCUGUGCAGCUUGGGCGCACCUGCCUAGCCAUGACACAUCGGAGCCAGCAAAGCGCUGGGCGUUUUUGUCUGUACAUGUCGGGGCGUGAAAAUCUGGCGCAGGGUAGGGGUGCGUCUUGUUUUAAUCUAAGUAAGUGAGGCUGCCUGCCCAUGGGGUGGGGCUCCCUCUUCUCUGUGUCGUCAGGUGAUUUCCAGUGUGUUUCUCGUGUGAGUGAGUGGCCAGCCGUUGGGGAGUGCUUUUUAGCUCGAUGAAGCUGGGUGCGGCGGUGUGUGUGGGUGGGUGUGUUUUUGGGAGGUGUGGUCUUCGUUCUUUCUCUCUUUGUUUCGCGGGGGAGCUUCGUGCCAUGCGUGUUGGCUUGCUGGCUCGGUCGUUCUUCAGUCACAUUAUUAAUUUCGCCCCCGGCUCGAUUUUGCUGGUAGGUGGUGUCUGUUUUCGGUGGUGUGUGCAGGUCGUCUUCGCUGCCGCUCGCUGUUGGAUGGGGGGCUUUGCUUUGUUUCGCGUUGCAACUUGUGAAGGGGUCCCCGCGCGGGGUUGUGCUGUGUGUGUGAAGGGGGGAGGGCGCGUGGCGGGCACUGGGCCGGCGCUUGGGUCGAGGGCUUCGCCGCUGUGCCUUUUCUUCUGGCUUGGGGUGUUUGGCUGGGUGAUUUUUGUUGCCGAUGAUAACUGGGCCGCCUUGGUUGUUAUGUCUGGAGCCUUGCGGGCCGUCAGCACUGCCGGCGCCCUCGUUUCAAACGGAGCGGGUGUCAAUGCUAACUGCGUGCGUGAGUGUUCGUUCAGUCAUGCAGCUUUGUAGGCUGACCUUGAAGCCCCAUCGGUCGCUGGGGUGGCUGGGUGAGCUAUGUCCGGCCUCUGACUGCUUUUGCUUUCGCUGGCUUCGUCUAUCUAAUUCUAAGUUGGGUGGAGGUGGUCCCGCGAUUAUGCUCUUCGGUGCGCUGCGCCGGUGGCCGCGUGCGUGGGCGGGCGGGCGGGCAGUGUGUGAGUUCUCGUAGGGUUCGACGGUGGUGCCUUCUCCUUUUUUGCUUCGGUUUGGCGGGCAGGCUUGUGCAUCUUGGAGCCGCCUUUCUUUGUCGCUGUAUUGGGUUUGUGAAGGACUCCUGGGGGCCCCGGCUGCUCUUUCUUCUACUCGUGUCUGCUGUUUGGUCUCUUCGUCCUUUUUUGUGGGCCUUUCGUUCUUUGUUUUUUGUUUGUCGGCUGGCUGCGGCGGCCCCCCGCGCCCGUCGACUAAAUUGAAAGUGAGACUCGCUCGCCUGGGUGCCCGUGGGUGCGUAGCGUGUGAGGCUGAGUCGGUUCGCUGUGGCAUGGGUUGUUUCGCGUCGGGCUUGGCAGCUUUUGCUCCACUCGUUUCUCCAUGUCUGUGCACUGCCUGGCAGGCUUUUCUUGUCUGUCUAUGGGUGUCGGCGCUCUGUCUCGUUCGGAUAAGGAAGAGAGAGAGACCGACUGACGGGGGGGGCCGCUUUUUGUCAUUUCGAUCGGGGGAUGGGGGAAGCGGCGGCGCCGGCUCUUCUUUAGGAGGGCGGGCGCAGGCCGUCCUCGGUGUCUUGUGCGUGGCUGUUUGGCAUUGUUUUGCUUUGUGGCAGGUGGCGGUGUGGCUUGUCGGCGUGCGGACGCGGGGGGGGGGCGGAGCUAUUGCGGCAACAGUGCGGGGGACCAGCGCAGCCUCCCCGCCGUGCGUGCGGGUGCUGUGCGUGGUAAGUGAUGGCUGGCGCAAGCAAUGGCGUGAGAGAGGGACCGGCCGGCCCCUCUGUCCUUCCGGUCUGUCUUGCGUGCUGCGUAUUGGGACGGCCGGUAGUGGAUGGCGCUUCUUUGCCAGGUAGCGGAUGCGUCCGCGGGGUCUCACGGUUAUUCUGGCAGCUUGGUCUUUGUCGUGGCAGCAAGGUGUGCGGGGGGCUGUGCUAAAUUGAUUCGUUGCGUGUGGCUGUGGUCUCUCAUUGUUCGCGCCCAUAGCGGAGGCUGUAAGUAGGGGAAGCAAGGUGGCGCAACUGCAGCAGCCCGCCCGCCCCGUCGCCGGAUAAUUGCGGGUGGCGAUUGGUGUGGCGUUUGUGUCUCGGAUGUUGUGUUCGGCGCAGGUGGGGAGCAAUGGGGGAGCAAUGUGAGAAGGCGCGCCGUCGGUCGUGUUCGGGGAUAUGUGACAAAGCAAGGCGCCGCGGGCGGGGAUCCUCGGCGGCUUACUUUUUCAGGCGAGCGCUUUUCGCGCUGCAUAGUGCGUGUCGCACUGACAGCUCUGCCGCUGGCGAGAGUGAAACGCGAAGACCCUCUUAUUAGGCUAAUCAGAGUAGAUAAUUUGAUAAUGAGUAUGAUGAUAGAAGUAUUAGAGUACUGGUGAAGGAGCGAAUGAAGAAGCGCUUACUCACUGGCAGUUGUUUGCCGCUGGUAUUUUUGCCAUGAGAUGAGCGGCGCUGUUUCGUGUUUUUUACAGGUUCUGAAAAUUUGGAGGGAAUUUUUAAACCCCAUGUUAGUCAGGCUGCUUUGGAUCUAAUGCAACGGCGGAGAGUCCAUGCUCAGGCAUGUACAUGUAUGAGAUGGGCGGUCGUUGCUCCUGUAGUUGUUAUUUAUUAUAUCAUCUUUCUUCUACCCAUCGCCACUAUGCAGGACGCAAAUGAUGGCCCGGCGGAGACCGUGCUCGAGCGGCUGAUUGGAAUUGGAGCCAGCGGGCAAGGUAGCUACGGAGACACGAGCUUUGUGCCUGCAAUCUUGAAGGAGAUUUUGCAGGGCAAGUUCGGAAUGAUUCCGCCGGAAGUGCUUAAUGCGUCCCGGGUGGUGGAAAAUAAGCAGAAGCAAGUAAAUAAGUCUAGUAGUUUUUUUUCUAGUAUGGCUUCUUCUAGGUUCUUUCAGAACUUCCUGGCAGGGGAUGCCGUUCUCUAUUUGUCGGAGGCUCUCUCCCCUGGCGGGGGCUUGUUUGGGAAUGGCCCCGAGGCCACAAUCUCGUCCGCGCCCGUGAGGAGUCCGCUUCAAGCCGCGCUGCAAAACGGAGUAGAGGCGUGGGUCUGUUUGUGCCUGCUCGACUGCCCCGGCCUCGUCCUGUUCGACGAGUUCGCGGCCUCACAGGGUCUCUCCGCCGCGGACAGCGAUAAGAUGCGAUUGGAAAAAAUGUACAACCUAGUCCCGGGAGCGCGUGAAAGAGAAGCGGUUCCGGACGGUGUCAACACGAUCCCGGCACCAAUAUAUUUGCAGAUGGCGCUGCUGAAACAAGUAGAAAGUGGGUUAAGGCUUCCGGGAAUCCAUCUUCAGAAGCAUCUUGGCGGACCUCUCUAAAGGGAGAACAGACACACCAUGACUCUCAUGAUGGAUUCCUGGGGGGAUCUAAGUAAGGUAGGAAACAAGAAUGGCACAGGAAAGAGCCAGUCCUCGGCGUCGGCGACUUCCCUAGAUCCAGGACAAACAGAAGCGAUCUGCAUGCGGGUUCUAGACCGAAUCGAGCAGCAAGAGCGCGCGAUGGAGGAACUAAGGAUGGAAUUGCCUGGGGCCAUAAAGCUGGCGAAGCAGCAAGGACAUGCGGCAGUGGCCGACCGCUUAGCGAAAUUGUGAGCCGGAGCUACUCCUGAUGCCUUUCAUUCUUUGUGGAGCAAAACAUAGACCAACAGCGCAGUUGGCUUCUUGGAUUAAGCUACUCCUGAUCUGCAUACUUAGGCAUCCGGGGACAAGGUGAUCCAGGAAUUUGGGCAUCAACAAGUAGUAGGUUGCGAAGCGGCGGCAACACUUCGACGGAAGUGGUUGACAUUGUUGAACAGCUAAAGAAAUACUUGUUAGUUUGAGAGCAAGAACUUCUUCAACUGCUUCGAAAAAAAUACCAAAAAAAUACGCUCUUGCUUGAUUUUUUCUUGUUUAGCUCGAUGAAGACGCCAUCAGAUCUUGGAGAUUGACUGCGUUCUCAGAAUCUUGUCCGGCGCUUACAGCGCAUGCGCCGGCCGCGAUUGAAGCUUGAAGCGAUUAAAACUUGGAGCGCCUUGAAUUUGGAGGCCUUCAUCUGCUGGCAUUUUGAUGCAAAAUAUUCGUUGGAAUGUCUCUUGGCUCGAGCGAGAGACAAGGGAGAGAGGAAGUAGCAGGCGCUCCAGUAUCGGUCGUUGUUUGUGGCUCUGUGAUGUUGACCUCUGUCUUAGAGUUGUAUACGAAGAAAGCACAAGUUGCUCCCUCGCCCUGAAUGGAAGUCCCUUUUUGGUCAUGUCCAAAGCGAGCCGCCUCCCCCUCGCUCGGCCUAACUAGGGUUUGGCGGAGGCACGUUCAGCACAACUCGAGCAGUGAGCGGAGUCGCCUGUAAUUAAUCUGUCAUAUAUGUCUGAGAAGUCUGCUACGAUGAGUCCUGUUGUGUCUUACGGUGUUCAUCCUCUGUAGGUGCAUAUCUGUUAAUAUGGGUCAUCAUGGUGUUGAGAGUAUAGUAGAGCGCUACCAAGCAGUGUUUACUGUGAGAGAGAUGGUCGUAGCUGAGAGAUGACAGUUGAGGAGAGUAGUCGGCACGAGUCUCGAUUAAGUUGCGAGGUGAUUGUAAGUGGUAGUAGUGCCUUCGAUAACUUCUGUUUUUUUUUUCAAACCCGAAACAAACAUCACCGCGUCCCGUGUCUCAGUCAUUUUUUUGCUGCCCAUCCUCAUCAACCACGACUGGGAGAAUGAGUCUCAAGGCCUAAUGUGUGUAUUCUUUCUCUUUUCUUUGAGCCGCAUCUAUCUAAGUAAGGUAUAAAAAAGUUGUAGCGAGUUGCAUCAGUUUGAUAGGUUCGUACUUCUAUGCGCAUGUCAAUGUAGUAAGACGUAGUUGCGGUUCAUCUUGUUCACUGAUUCUUCGUGCAUUGUGUUUGUGAUUCAUCAUUUCCUACGUAAAAUAAGUAAAUGCUGAAAGUGCAAUUUUCAUUUUGGUUGUUCAGAAAUAAGGCAUCAUGAUAAUGAUGAUCUAGUAAAGAAUUAGAAGCCGAAGCCAAACAAAGUAGCCGUGAUUGAUUAUGAGGAAAAGGCAGACUAUUUUCGUCUUUGUAUUUAUCGAUAGAGUUAGAUAAUUUAUUGAAGAAGCCGAAAAAAUGGGAAACGUGUGUGCGCUCCCGCGGGAUGAGAAAAAGGGCGCUUUUCUUGACGGAAAUGAAGGGGCCAAUAAAUGUAGAUUCGGUGCUUGUUUUGAGCGGGCCGAGAAUGUGGACCGCAGUCCGCGCAGUAGCGCGGCGCGCCGCGACGGCGAUGUCGAGGCGGGUGGCGCGGGCGAGCCGCCCACUUCGGGCAUAUACGAAUCCAGCACCAGUCGUGCAAGUAGAAUAUCCUACGAAGCGUACGCGAAGUUGAUUCCGCCGCACGAUCUGCCGUGGACGCGUGCGCCCUUGGCAUGCAGCAAUGCCGCAAGGCUCAGCGACGAUGGCUCCGGCGCCUUGUGCAUGGACAUCACCGAUCGAGACAGCGGGAAAAGCGUCACUUUUGAAGUGGCAAAAGAGUUCUUAAUGGUUGAGGACGGGUCUUCUCCUAACACGCUGCUGUUGUCGCUGAUCGAUUUGAAGCGUGCUGUGUUCGCCAGGGCAGUGGACGGACAGCAGCGCUUGCAUUUCGGGCCGCUCGAUGCCAGUAUGAGGAAACAGCGGGCAGAGAGACAAACACCAACUACAGGAAAACCGAUUCCGACUGCUCGUCCAGUGCCUAUUCCUACAAAGGCGCCCCCGCUGGCGCCGUACCAAAGACUCGACUUCGAGUCUCCGGCCUUUGCUGCGUUACCCCUUAUCGUGAAAGAUCCGCCUUUUCUGCGGGGCACCGCGCGGUGCGUGGCGUUCUUCAAUCAGCUUCAGCAGGAAGAUGCACAGGACGAACUGCCUGACAGCUUUUUCAGAGGCGACCCAGCUUGUGAGGAGGAGGAGGCGCAGCUGCUGCGCGUCACUCUGAAGCAGGACGCCAGCACGUCCCACGGAAUGCAGCAGGCUUCGCUUUCUCCUGAGAAUGGAGAUGGCGCCGCCCAUUCUUGUCCCCUGCUUAGUUUUUCGCUCCGGUCGCGCUCGCUACGCGAAUUCUUGCUCUCUGAGACAAAAGACGAAAGAAAGCAUUGUCGGGGUGUGACCUGGAAGUCGUUAGGUCACUAUUUACGACGGCUUGGCGGCGGAGAGCGUGUUCGGCCCGAAGGGCGCCCGGGAAAAGAUUGCAUGUUUGGCUGCUCGGAGGGUCUAUAUUGUGUAUGCGAAGGCAGUCUUUUGUUCUAGUGAAGAAAGUGGAUGUCUUCUUGUUGGGUAGUGUUAGUAAUGAUAUUCAUACUGUAUAUGACUAAGAUAUGCACUCACCAUAGAGCAGAGAGGGAAAUAGCCGCCUCCUGCAGGGGCGACGACGCUUUUAUAUUAGUAAAGAAGUGGGCCUGUUUCGCUAGGUUUUCUCUCAGACUGCCACCCAGAAGUUUCGGGAGUUUUACACUGAGCGAAAGCAAGCCUUUAUCCUUUUAUAUUGUAGUGAGAGAGAGACCACAGGGUGACUAAAUUAAAAAGUUCCCAUUGACCGAAAUGGUCCUUGGGGGCAGUGAUGUGGCAGUUGGGGCGCGUAGCUUUGACCAACUCACUACAGCUGUGGAGAUGAUGGUAAGGGAGUAGGAUUACAGAUGUGUGUAGCGUCUUUAGUUUUUUACAUCUUCUGCACCCACCUCAUGCUAGGCACAUCAAUCAACGAAUCAGUCAGGCCGUCCGCUAUAUUUCUUUUCCGACGUUUUCAUAGUGCACCUGCGACACAAGGAAGGACGCCAAGCCGACUGCGCGCGUGAUUGAUCUUGGCUAUGCCCGGGACAUAGGAGCGGCCCUUUCGGGCGACGAGGUGGCACGCGGCGAGCAGUGGCCAGAGGAGCCAAAAAGGAAAGGUUUUUGGCGCAAUUUCGUUGCUGAAGGCCUCAAAAAAUCUCUCAAAGAUGGGCGGUGGGACUUCGUCACCUGGGUGGCCUUGGUUCGAGCACGGGGCAUGAGCAUGAGACAGAAAAAACAGACACACGCGGGACAUCAGGCGGAAGACUCGGAGCCCAGUACCAAGGAGGCCCGCGCCUACGAUGACGAGGACGGAAGCACACUAUCAGACUCCGUGUGGGUUUCAGCGGAAGAAGAACUUACUGCUCCUGGUGGGUUAGAAGGAUCGAAGAAACGGGGGAACGAGUGCUGGCGGCCACAAUUCGCGGGCGGCCGCACUCUUGCAAUGGACCUAAUUCCGAAGAAGCACGCGAUCGCCCCCGGGAGUGUGGUAGACGCCGUUUUCCGCCAGGCGCCAAUGAGCUUUUGUCACCUCGUUCUUCACCCUGGCGGAAUAUAUAAAGGAGCAGAAAGCAGUGCCCCGCCCCUCGUGGGCGCGCUUCCGUCUGAGUUAGUGGGGGGCCCGGAGCUGCUGCUGGACGUUUUACAGAAUGGACGCAUCAAAGAGGCGCAAGGCGUCAUCGUCCGGGCGAUUCUUGGGCACCCGCAUUUCGAUGCGGCCGAUUUCUUCUCCCGUGUUUCGAUUGCUAGCGCGUCUACCCGUUCCGGGCACAGAGAUCGGCUGGCCAGUAAACAAGUCAUGCUGGAAAAGGUCCUCGAGGUGUGGCCUAUAUUCGACGACAACGGCGAAGCGGAGCUCUUGCUCGGCGUUCUUGGUGGAAAAUUUGGGGAAGUCCCUCCGUCUGCUCUCAACUCGAGCAGAGUAGACCAGACCGCUUGCAGGGGCAUGGCAGGGGGGUACCAUUUUCUUUCGCCAUCGUUUGAUCUUCCUCGAAGGAGGUCCGUGCAACAAGAUGAGGAAGGCGACGACCGGAUCGACUACGACCUCGCAGUGCUGAAGCCCGUCCGGAGUCCUUUCAAGAUCGCACUCCUGUGCCAUUCGCCGUCCCUUUGUCUGCGCUUUUUGGACUGUUGCGGCCUCGCGCUCUAUGACGAGUACGCCGCGAGACAGAGCCAUCAGGCCGGCAGCGACAUCGACGAGGUCGUGGGUGCAACUACUUGUAACAAAGAGCUUGACGAGCAGCAGGCCUGCACUAUUUCGUCUCAAAAUGCAGGGACAUCUCCCAAAGACUACAACUUUGACGCCAAGUUGCAUCUAGAAGAAGUUCCGGCCGGAUUGAAUACCGUCCCGGCCUCGGACUACAUGGAGAUCGCCAUCCUAAAGCAGACAGAGGAAGUAUGUCUGCGACUAGCGGACAAAAUCGAGGAGAGCAAGGAAGCCCUGGCGGAGCUGCGGAUGGAUCCAACGCUCAUAACGUUGGCACGCAGGCAGGGCUUUUCGAGCGUGGUCUCGCGGCUGCAGUGCCUGGGCCUAACCGAAGAAGCCGCGGAAGAGGACAGCGAGGCCGCGGGGGGUAGAGUCACGACGCCGGUGACGGGUUCAGGAGGCUUCUGUGCUGGUGGGCAACUCCGUGCGGGCGAGCAGGAUGCUGUCUGUGCGGACCCUCCUUGUCUUCCGCCUCCUACGCGCGCUCCCAUGGUCAUUGGGAAUGCUGCGUGGCUCGCGCAGGACGGCAGCGAGGGCCUCUGUGUGGAGAUCGGCAACAUGCUCAGCGGAGAAGCGUUCGUCGCUGAACUGGCAAAGGAGUUUGUUACAGCCCGCCCAAAUGCUGGUGGCAACCGUACAGCGGUUUUCUCGCUGAUUAACCUCAAGCGUGCAGUUUUUGCUAAAGUUGUGGACGGGAAGCGUUUGCACUUCAGCGAGCUCGACGUGAGUAUGCGGCGGCAGGUCCUUGCAGAGAGCCGCAAAAGGUAUCGCGAUGCGCCUGUGCCGGCUCCCAAAACAAUGGAUGUCGCAAGCGGCCCGGCCUCCUCUGGGUCUGACUACGAGGAAGGCAAAAACGCCGGGUCCGCAGGUGAUGGCAGCGGCGACAGCGACUCAGGCUCCCCUGACUCCUCUGACCGUCUUCCGCUCAUUAUCAAGGACCCGCCCUUUCUUCGUGGCGCCGGACGCUGUGUCACGCUUUUUUCCAGUCGGGAGGGCGAAGUCACUGACGACGGCGCAGUAGAGAUAGCGGACAGUUUUCGCCCGAGCAGUGCGGCCCGUGACAGCGAGGAGCCGCAGCUGGCUAGUGUGGCUUUGAGAAUGAUGUCAGAAGCACCGCGCCCGGCUUCGGGUUCGGACGAAAUUAUUUCUGACACGCCAAAGAGUUCGGAACAGAACACACUGCACUUUGCAUUGCGCAGCCGGUCUCUGCGGCAACUCCUGAUGAAUGAGACGCGCGCUGCUAGGUGGGGCGGGGGCGAGACUCCGGAGGAGGAUGGCAAGAGGGGGGAGACGCUGGGAACGUAUCUCCUGUAUCUCGGAAUGGGGUCCUGUCUGCGCCUUCGUGGAGAGAAUGCCGACCGCAUGUACUUCGAGCACGGCGGCUUCUGGGACCCAGUGAUUCCGGAAGGAAGAGAGGUCACUGCUUCUGUAAUCGACCUCGGCUACGCGCGCGACAUUGCGUCAGUGUUAUCGGUGAAAGAUGUGGGGCCGAUCUUUUUCGAUCAUCUUGGCUGGGUUUCUUGCAAAGUUGACCACGGUUGCGACACCCCGUGCUGCAUACUGAGCUACACGGAAACGGGGCUCAGGUGGCUCUGGGAUGAUGUCACAUGGGUGGCCUUGAUGCAGGCGUACUCGCGUGGGAUUCGUCCAAAGAGAAAGCUCGCGCCAGGAUACCAGGAAGCAGCGAGCAGAGUGCCCCAGUCCGUUUGGUUACAAGUCGGAGGCGAUCGCGCGUUGCCCGUACUAGAGGGUGUUCUCGAUUGGGCGCCCGAAUAUUUUCGUCAUAUGGUGUUUGCGGACAACUCACUUGUCGAGGAGGUCCCAGCGGAAAUCGUGAACGAUACGAAACUUCUUUUGCAGGCUCUACCCCACUACGGCGGGAGUGGUCGCUGGACCGAGGAUUGUUCAGCCAUGGCCCGCUCUGUGGUUUGUCACAAGGGCUUCAGCGCUGCGGAGUUCUUGCUGCCGCAGGUAUUCUCAUUAUAAUUCAGUAGUUCGAGGAGCAGGAUAUAGAUGGUGACUUAACUAGAUAAUUUGAUAAUGAGUAUGAUGAUGGAAGCAUUGGAGUACUGGUGAAGGAGCGAAUGAAGAAGCGCUUACUCAGUGGCAGUUGUUUGCCGCUGGUAUUAUUGCCAUGAGAUGAGGGGCGCUGUUUCGUGUUUUCUACAGGCUCUGAAAAUUUGGAGGGAAUUUUUAUACCCCAUGCUAGUCAGGCUGCUUUGGAUCUAAUGCAACGGCGGAGAGUCCAUGCCCAGGCAUGUACAUGUAUGAGAUGUGCGGUCGUUGCUCCUGUAGUUGUUGUCUAUUAUAUCAUCUUUCUUCUACCCAUCACCACUAUGCAGGGCGCAAAUGAUGGCCCUUGGCGGCCGGCGGAGACUGUUCUCGAGCGGCUGAUUGGAGUUGGAGCCAGCGGGCAAAAUAAGUACGGAGACACGAGCUUUGUGCCUCUAAUCUUGAAGGAGAUUUUGCAGGGCAAGUUCGGAAUGAUUCCGCCGGAAGUGCUUAAUGCGUCCCGGGUGGUGGAAAAUAAGCAGAAGCAAGUAAAUAAGUCUAGUAGCUUUUUUUCUAGUAUGGCUUCUUCUAUGUUCUUUCAGAACUUCCUGGCAGGGGAUACCUUUCUCUAUUUGUCGGAGGGUCUCUCUCCUGGCGGGGGCUUGUUUGGGAAUGGCCCCGAGGCCACAAUCUCGUCCGCGCCCGUGAGGAGUCCGCUACAGGCCGCGUUGCAAAACGGAGUAGAGGCGUGGGUCUGUUUGUGCCUGCUCGACUGCCCCGGCCUCGUUCUGUUCGACGAGUUCGCGGCCUUACAGGGUCUCUCCGCCGCGGACAGUGAUAAGAUGCGAUUGGGAAAAAAGUACAACCUAUUCCCGGGAGCGCGUGAAAGAGAAGCGGUUCCGGACGGUGUCAACACGAUCCCGGCACCAAUAUAUUUGCAGAUGGCGCAGCUGAAACAAGUAGAAAGUGGG